This is a messenger RNA of Drosophila eugracilis, 1249 nucleotides long. It is a transcript of the gene Dci, whose product is annotated as enoyl-CoA delta isomerase 2. The record is from RefSeq and is a predicted model, not a curated record. The transcript is spliced from 3 exons. The coding region runs from base 84 to 872 and encodes 262 amino acids. NCBI's taxonomy places the organism in Eukaryota, Metazoa, Arthropoda, Insecta, Diptera, Drosophilidae.
ACAACAAUAAACACCGGCAAUCAAAGUUAAAUGAUCCCCUAAUCGGACUUUGCCAUUCAUUCUAGCCGAACUUUUCCGUGAAGAUGUCGUACCAAGGAUACCAACAAUUGCUAGUGGAGCAGCAGGGCAAAGUGCUGGUGGUGAAGUUCAACAAUCCGAAAAAGAAGAACUGCAUCAACAGGUUCGCCUACCAGGAGAUGACCCGUGUGUUGACCGAGGUCAACGGCGAUGACGGUGUGAACCUAGUGGUUUUCACUGGUGUUGGCGAUUUUUUUACGGCCGGAAACGACUUAUCUCAGUCCUCCCAGAGCGAAGACAUCGACGCCUUCUUCAAGCAAUCCAAUGCAACGUUCAAGGCCAUGGUACUGAGUUUUGUGAACUGUAAGAAGAUAGUAUUUUCCCUGGUAAACGGUCCGGCAAUAGGAAUUGGAGCCACCAUCGUAGGAUUGUGCGAUGUGGCCUGGUGCUCCGAAACCGCCUAUUUUUAUACCCCGUUCACCAAAUUGGGUCUUGUGCCAGAAGGUGGUUCUUCCUACAUGCUGCCAUUGAUUUUGGGCCGUUCCAAAGCCUCGGAGGUCCUGCUUCUCAAUGAACCCCUUAGCGCCCAGGAGGCCUAUCAGUUUAACUUUGUGUCACGUAUUUUUAAGAACAGCGAAUUGGAUUCUGUGGUUUGGCCCAAACUUCGUCAGUAUUCCGAGCUACCCACAAACUCUCUUUUGCAAGGAAAACGCCUUGUUAAAGAGGGAUUCCUGGAGAAUCUGAUCAAAGCCAAUGACGCGGAGUGCAAACAGCUGCUACAGCAGUUCCAGCAUCCCGAAUUUUUCCAGGCGAUUAUGGACUUUGCUAGCCGUAAAACCAAGUCCAAACUGUAAAUAUUUUUAAAGUCUGUUACUAUCUCUAUGAUGUCUCAGUGUCUUGCUUUAUGCUGGCCUAUUCUUAGACCCAAAAUCUUCGUUUGUUUAUUUUUAUAAAAUAUAAGGGAAAACGAAUGGUCUUGAAGAUUAGAUUAAAGGUAUUAUGAGUGUAUUUUGCACCAAGCUCCGUAGUCUAAUCUCCUUGAACUUUCAAUGAACAUGUGAAUUUAUAUAUGUACAUACAUAUGUUCUGCGCUGAUUAAAAAUAAUUUAAGUACUCCAGCAUAUGUCUUAUUGUAUAUAGCAAACAGCGCAUUAUCAUAGUAAUAGUAAAUUAAAUUUUGUAUGUGUUUGAAUAUUGGUGCUGAAAAUAAAAAUAGUUAUUAUUGUUAAAA